GAACAAGUGAAGGUAGAUUCUACGAGACAAAACAUUGCCAUGGCAUGAUUCCAUCACGUUUAGUGUCCUGCUGCCUAGAGAGAGAAUCACCAACAACAAGUAUGGCGAACCAUACGAACAGAAUCACCUUCACCUCUUAUUUUUCGGCCUAUAUAAGCGCCCUAAUUUGCAAGAACUUUCAAGAAUUCCGAGGCUCUAGCGAAGGUCGGUCCCUAUAUCGAACAAGCUUUAGCUUUUCCACGACUUGUGUGGCCGGAGUGGAAUCUCUCCAAGAUUUUCCACGAAACCUGCACAAUGUUAAAGGGUCAUACAUCGGAUACUGCGCAUUAGCAUUGAUUUUCUGUUCUUGUCUUUUCCGGGAACAGCUCGGGUUCAAACCUGGGUUGUUUAUACUUUUUAUUUUUUUUUUGCAUUUUUUUUUUUGCUAUUUUUCAUCUCGUUUGAUCUUUUGCUGUUUUCUGGGUGGGCUCUGGUCGAGAGGGCUGGUAGUGUUGUUGUGUAGAGGUUAAGGGUCUUAGUACUACUGCUCUACAGCUCUUCCUGUAGCAACAUAGAUGCGUGAGUAGGGGAGUGAGUGAGUAGCAAGACUGCAGUUCUUUUCUUGUGAACUGUCGUGGGUUAUUGUAGACUAUCGUAAGUUAUGGUAGACUGUCGUAAGUUACGAUAGACUGUCAUAAGUUGUAGUAGACUAUUAUAAGGUGC
Aaosphaeria arxii CBS 175.79 is the source of this 702-nucleotide messenger RNA. RefSeq lists its product as uncharacterized. The record is from RefSeq and is a predicted model, not a curated record. NCBI's taxonomy places the organism in Eukaryota, Fungi, Ascomycota, Dothideomycetes, Pleosporales. The coding region runs from base 45 to 509 and encodes 154 amino acids. The transcript has a single exon.